Messenger RNA from Magallana angulata, 1944 nucleotides. RefSeq names its product octopamine receptor beta-2R-like. The record is from RefSeq and is a predicted model, not a curated record. The coding region runs from base 181 to 1272 and encodes 363 amino acids. Gene Ontology annotation, cellular component: membrane. Gene Ontology annotation, biological process: G protein-coupled receptor signaling pathway. The transcript has 5 exons. Lineage: Eukaryota; Metazoa; Mollusca; Bivalvia; Ostreida; Ostreidae. Gene Ontology annotation, molecular function: G protein-coupled receptor activity.
UUAACUAAACUGCCGAUUGAGGGUCCAUUUGCUUACUAAGCACUAUAUUUGACGACUUCUGUGGUAGAAUCCAUUAUUUACACAUAAUAUUUUUUUCAUUUGGCAAAACAGAUCUUGAGGAAUAUUAAACAAACGUUAGAAUUAUCCAGUUUUUGCAGUGUGUCCUCGGGAGGAGAUAAAAUGACUUCAAACGCCACAAGUCUUGGAUAUGAAGUAGAGGAUGUAGGAUUUUACAUUUACUAUUUUGGAAUAAUGGGACUUCUAACCUGUGUGAAUAUUCCGGGAAAUAUCCUUGUGAUGACGACAAUAUUACGUCAUCGGGAUUUACAUAUCAACAGUAACUACCUAUUGGUGAAUCAGGCGGCCGCCGACCUUUUAUAUGGAGUCCUUUAUCCCGUCUAUAACUUCGCACAGAUGACCAUAGUCCCUUCAGUUGUAGAAGCCUUUGCUGACUACACGGUGUGCACGUUUUUUAUAUCUCAAGUCCUGACGGUUGUCUUCUGCUCGCCCAUCAACUUGAUGGUGGUCACACUGGAUCGCUUCAUCGCCAUUGUGUAUCCAUUUCGUUACGAGCAGCGUGUGACCGCGAAAUCUACACUUAUCGCCAUAGCCUCGGUUUGGAUUUUCAGCGAAUUGUACUCCAUUAGUGUUCACGUGAUCUAUCCACCAAGAUCCGACUUCAAGAUUUGUCGAUACGAGGAUAUGUUCAACGUUCUCCAGACUCUGCUAAUGAAUAUAGCGACGGGACUGACUCCCCUGGGGGUGAUGAUAUUUCUCUAUAUUCGAAUCGUAAAGGUAGUCCGGACACAGUCUAGAAGUAUUGCAGUACAGCUAAUUGCCGUGGAAGCUACUUCCAAUGACAACGCUAAUUCCCGAAAAGUACCGAAGAAAAUCAAAGAAAACAAGUCCACAGCGCUGAUCAGUCUCCUGCUGUUGUUUUAUUUCUGUGCCUGGUGUCCAGUUCUUAUAUACUUUCUAUACGUUAUGCUGACAAAGACUAAACCCAGCCCUUACUUUGGCGCCACCUGUCGGAUUUUUGUGUUCACCAAUUCCUGUGUGAACGUUUUCGUGUAUUCAUUGCGGCUUCAAAAUUUCCGGAAGUAUCUGAUGAAAGAUAUACGUCUGUGCUGCCAAAAAUUCUGCGACUAUUUACCCGAAAAGAAAAGAAGAAGCUAUCGGAUUAAUCGCUUAGACAGAGGGGACAUAAGUACUGAUAGAAGUUCCUCGAAACUAUCUGGUCGAGCGGACAUAAGUAUAAUCAACAUACAAUGAGAGAGAGAGAGAGAGAGAGAGAGAGAGAGAGAGAGAGAGAGAGAGAGAGAGAGAGAUUUGAGAUUUUGAUAGUAUAUGAUAUCAUCAUUCUUUGUUGCUUUUAACAAAGUUACAUCUAUUGUUUAUCUAUCAUUUGUAUGAAAUAUAUAUUAAAGCUUAAAAAAUCCUGCCUAGUAAGUACUAUCUGAUCUAAAUUAGACUUAAAUCUAUGGAAGUCAUUAAACUCGGCUUGUUUAAUGUGUUAUACUGAGUUGUCGCCCGUGAAUGUGAGGAAAUAUGCUUAAAUUCAAUGAACUUACAUAAAUUUAAAUAUAGUUAUUUAUUAAUAUUUACAUGCUACUGUGUUUUUCCAUUAAAUUCUGUGAUCUUCAAAUGCCUCUAAAUGCAACAAGUAGUCAAAGGUCAAAUUGACAAGUUUUAUUAUGACGUCACAAACGUUGAAUGCUGUAAACUGUAACGUCACAAGCGAAAAUCAAAGUUCACGCUUGUGGCUGUUACUGUGGCUCUUCCAUUAAUAUUAACUUACCCUUAGGAUAAGAUAGGAAUUUUAAGGUAUGAAUCACAUUUGCAGACAAGGCAAGAAGUAAAAAAAUGUAAAUAUAAGCAUUAAAUCAUGAUUUUUUGAAGUAUACACUCUCAUAACUGCAGCGGUGUGUGCAUACAAAUUUUCAU